This is a messenger RNA of Sebastes umbrosus (honeycomb rockfish), 3640 nucleotides long. RefSeq names its product COP1 E3 ubiquitin ligase (gene cop1). NCBI's taxonomy places the organism in Eukaryota, Metazoa, Chordata, Actinopteri, Perciformes, Sebastidae. Gene Ontology annotation, biological process: proteasome-mediated ubiquitin-dependent protein catabolic process. The record is from RefSeq and is a predicted model, not a curated record. The transcript has 20 exons. Gene Ontology annotation, molecular function: ubiquitin protein ligase activity; protein binding. The coding region runs from base 377 to 2518 and encodes 713 amino acids.
CUAGGGGGCGGUAGCUGAAAGCCCGGUGCGCUCUGGGUACCUGGUGGGUAAUCGAGGAAACUCCACAGAUUCCUCUCCGGAGCUAACGGUAGCUAGCCGGUUGCUAAUCUGCAGGACAACGCAGUUGUGGUUGUUUAAUUUGCCCGUUUCAAUGUCCACGUCUUUUCCUCCUUUAUACUACAGAGCUGUUCUGAACACGCAGUCAGUGACAGAAGUGAGAACCGACGGACACGUUUUAAAUACAGCUGGAUGUUCUGCUGCCUUUCCCCCAGGAUGCUAGCACAUAAGUAGCCUACAUAGCAGCACUGUGUCCGGAUGCUUUGAGCAGCAACGCAGCGGGUUCUGGGGAGUUUCUAGUCGGCCUUUUCUUGCAGAGAUGUCAGGCAACCGGCCACAGCAGAGCCCUGGAGGGGCGAGUUCAGUGCCCAGCACGAGUAGCAGUAGUGGAGGAGCUGGGAGCACCAACAGUAGUGGUGGUGGGAGCAGCAACGCCGUCAACAGCAAUGGGAACAAUUCUGCAAAUGUGGUGCCCUCCCGGAGCUUGGCAGGAGCAGCCAGCGAGGGGGGCUUAUCGGUGCCGACUCUGGCCGCCGUGCCGUCUUCCCGAGGCGGGUUCGCCUCCCUCAGCAGACCCUCUGCGACCUCCGGCAGCAGGAAGAAAUCCCUCCAUCAAGCUCCUCUCUACAACGGCCUCUUGAACUCAUACGAGGAUAAAAGCAACGACUUUGUCUGUCCCAUUUGCUUCGAGAUGAUAGAAGAGGCACACAUGACAAAGUGUGGGCACAGUUUUUGUUUCAAAUGUAUCCGCCAGAGUCUGGAGGACAGCAACAGAUGUCCCAAGUGUAACUAUAUUGUCGAUAACGUGGAUCAGCUUUACCCAAACUUUCUUGUAAAUGAACUGAUCCUUAAACAGAAACAGAGGUCGGAGGAGAAGAGACUAAAAUUGGAUCAUCCUAAUGGGUCUAGGUGGCAGGUGUUCCAGGACGUGUUGAGUCCUGACCAGGAGAACUUGGACCUGGCGAAUGUCAAUCUGAUGCUGGAGCUCCUAGUCCAGAAGAAGAAGCAGCUGGAGGCGGAAUCCCAAGCAGCUCAGAGACAGAUCCUCAUGGAGUUCCUUAAAGAAGCCAGGAGAAACAAGAGAGAGCAACUGGAGCAACUACAGAAAGAGCUCAACUUUCUUGAAGAGGACAUAAAGCGUGUUGAGGAAAUGAGCGGGCUGUACUGUCCAAUGAUGGAGGCAGAGUGUACUGUGCCUAAUGUCGAGGCUCCCUCACCAGCACCCAGCUGCAGUAGUAUUAUUGAGCCAGCAGACUACAUCCAGCCUCCAGGAUUUGGUGGAACAACCCAGGGCAAAAGACAGACCUGGUACAACAGCACGCUGGCGUCGAGGAGGAAGAGGCUCACGGCUCAUUUCGAGGAUCUGGAGCAGUGCUACUUCUCCAACAAAAUGUCACGCAUCACAGAUGAAGGCAGGAACCUGAACCAGCUGGAUGAUUUCAUGGAGUGUCUGUCUAAGUUUACCCGUUACAACUCUGUGCGACCGCUCGCCACCCUCUCGUACGCCAGUGACCUCUAUAACGGCUCCAGUAUUGUCUCCAGUAUUGAGUUUGACCGUGACUGUGACUACUUUGCCAUCGCUGGUGUGACCAAGAAGAUCAAGGUGUUUGAGUACGGCACAGUGAUUCAGGACGCAGUUGACAUCCACUACCCUGUUAAUGAAAUGACCUGCAAUUCCAAAAUCAGCUGUAUCAGCUGGAGCAGCUAUCACAAGAACCUUCUGGCCAGCAGUGACUACGAGGGUACUGUCAUCCUGUGGGACGGAUUCACCGGCCAGAGGUCCAAAGUCUACCAGGAACAUGAAAAAAGGUGUUGGAGUGUUGACUUCAAUCUGAUGGACCCCAAGCUGUUAGCCUCCGGUUCUGAUGAUGCUAAAGUGAAGUUAUGGUCAACCAAUCUUGACAACUCCGUGGCCAGCAUCGAGGCCAAGGCCAACGUCUGCUGCGUGAAAUUCAGCCCAACCUCCAGGUAUCAUCUGGCCUUUGGCUGUGCAGACCACUGUGUCCACUACUAUGAUCUACGCAACACAAAGCAGCCAAUCAUGGUAUUCAAAGGCCACAGGAAGGCCGUGUCUUACGCCAAGUUUGUCAACGGAGAGGAAAUUGUUUCUGCUUCAACAGACAGUCAGCUGAAGCUGUGGAACGUCAACAAACCUCACUGCCUGCGCUCCUUCAAGGGUCACAUCAACGAGAAGAACUUUGUAGGCCUGGCUUCCAAUGGAGACUAUGUUGCCUGUGGCAGUGAAAACAACUCCCUGUACCUAUACUACAAAGGACUUUCCAAGACACUGUUAACAUUCAAGUUCGACACAGUGAAGAGUGUCCUGGACAAAGACAAGAAAGAAGACGACACCAACGAGUUUGUCAGUGCUGUCUGCUGGAGAGCCCUGCCUGAUGGAGAAUCAAAUGUACUGAUUGCUGCAAACAGUCAAGGAACAAUUAAGGUUCUCGAGCUCGUCUGAAGGCCCACCACAUCUUCAGCGUGCGAUAGAACUACCAUCAGCCUCUCUGAUGUUUGGUAGAGGAUCAGUCUGACGCAGGGAGCGCCGAGGCUGCCUGCUGAACUGGGAUACCCGACAACAGCGGGAGAGCUGAAAUAAACUGACUAAACUGUCUUAUUUUAAUGAGCUGCAGCAGAAAGACUUUGGACCUCAGUAUAGCAGGAGAAGAUGUGCUGUCAUCCUUAACAGCAAAAGAAGUGAGGACCUAGCUCGGGGCGCACAAUGGAAUAAGAGACUUCAGAAAGCAUUUUUUUGUUUCUUUUCAGUAAAGUUAUAUCGGCUACAAUAGAAACGCCUCUUUAUGAUUUUAGGCCAAAUCAAAACUUGUACCUUUUUUUAAUUAAGCUGUUGCUCUCAAGGGUACAUCCAGCCAAACGCUACUAGUGUGAUGCAUUUUCCCUUUUAAAGGCCAAAGCACAAGACUAAAUGACAAAAAUUAUGUCUUCACAUGAAGCUUUUAACCCCCCCACCCUCCACCCCACCACCCCCCUUCCUUAUUGUUUGUCAACCACCUGUUUUUUUUCCCCUUUACGUGUCGUCUUUUUUGUGUUUUUCAGAUUGGGAGAAACCAGUUUUAAUAAAUAUGAAUGAAUUUCAUUCUGUAAAGCGUAUCGUCAGUUCCUUUUGUGGCUAAAGAGUGUAGAAUGUGAGGUGAUGUACGGAAGUCAAGGACGACCAAUAAAUUAUGGACAUGUUGAGAAACUCUGAUGUUUCUGCUACUAUUACGUUGUGAUCACGGCGACUCUCAUGUAGCUUAAUUAAAGCAUUGAUCUGCGAUUCUCCGUCAAACUGGAUUGUUUUUCCACACAUGUGAGCCAUUUGUUGCUUGCUGAAAAAUGAGAACCUCACACAAUCGCAUUUAGUUCUUUUUAAAGUAGCAAUGGAAUUACUCUCCACAUACUGUAUAGGUUAAAACAUCUGCAUUUUUAACUUCACGCAAACUGCUGUGGAGGGGUCAUCCAUGUUGACGACAUUGACGUGGAGAGGAUUUGGUAGGCUAAACGCCAAUAUACUUAUUUUAUGAUAACUGAGUGAGAGAGGUGUUUUUGUAUUUGUAUAACUGAAUAAAUUAUUUCGAAACAA